CUGCACUGAGCAGAGUGGCAGCUCCUGGGUAGAUAUGAAAGCUGUGGUUGGACUGUUGAUUGUGCUCCUGGAAGUGUCACAUGCAGCUGAAACCUACUGUGAUGCCAGACAGAAGGGAGCUCAGUGCUACGGCGCUUUGGGAGGAACUGUGGCCUUCAAGCUGAUGGACGAAACCUCAGAAAAACACAGAUUCAAUUUGAAGAAGGAAGCAUCAAUGAUGAACGAGUCAACCCAAAUUAUUCUUUUUGUCAAAAGCAAUAAGCUUAUUUCCAACACCAUGAGCAGCAGAUCUGUCUUUACUCUUAAUAACGGAACAUUCAAGAUCAAUAACUUGAGCAGAAGCGACAGUGGUAAAUAUACGCUUGAGAUUUUUGAUUCAGAUGGGAAAAGAAAAGAAAACAAUACUCUACAGCUGCAUGUUCAAGCUCCUGUGUUGUCUGUGCGUAUGAUCUCGGAGUGUGUGGCUCAGAGGUUGUUAAAGGUGUCCUGUCUCUGUGAGGGUGGGGACAGUCCUCAGUACUCCUGGUUUCUAAAUGGACAACCAACCAGAGACACAGAGAUUGUGAACAGAAAUCCUGUGAAUAACAUCAUUAUUCUGAAACAAAACAUGUCAGGAUACCUGAACUGCUCGGUUUGGAAUAAGAUCAGCCGUGUCUCAGAAGAAAGGAGGAUAUCUCUUUGUGAAGAUAAGACUCAUGAAACUCAAUGUGAGUGCGGAGAAGACGAAGCAAAGUGUUAUGGAGCUUUGGGAGGAACCGUGGUCAUUCACCUGAUGAACAACACUUCACAAACCCCCAAAUAUGAAUGGAAGAAUAAAACGUCAACAAUCCUAAGAGGGAGAUGGAACAAUUUUGCUCCAAAUGACAUUGAGGGCAGAAAUAUCUUUAUUCCUCUGUAUGGUACUUUCAGCAUCAUGAAUCUCAGCAGAGAUGACAGCGGUAACUACACUUUGGAAACGUUCGAUUCAGACGGACGAAAAAUAGAAGACAGAAAUCUUCAGCUGAUUGUUGAAGCUCCUGUGUCCUCCAUCAAGCUGGUGCCUGAGUGUUUGUCUCAGGGACAGAUGAAGGUGUCCUGUCACCCAGAUGCAGGUGAUAGUCUGCAAUACAACUGGACUCUGGAUGGACGCACACUGACAGACUCAGAGCUCUUCUCAGGAAGUAAUGAGACUGACGUCAUUGUUCUGAGGCAGAAUAUCUCGGGACGUCUGGUCUGCUCAGUCUGGAAUCGGUUCAAUUCUCUCUCAGCAGAGAAAACCAUAUCUACAUGUGGUUACAUUUUCAUUAACUGCACUUACAAUGAGACACAGAUAUCUGAGUGGGUGUUGGCAGAAGGGAACACCCUUUGUGUUGACGCCGCUGCAUACAGUGUUGAAGACUUGUUGGCAGUAUUGGCCAGUGUAUUCUUAGCACUGCUAUUUCUCUUAGCUGCUGGAAUAGGAUUCAUCUGCGCCCAUAAGAAAAAACAUACUUUCCAAGUGGAGAAAGACAACAGCGAACCUAUUUAUGCUGAAGUCAGGAUUGUGGCACAACAGGAGAGGCAAACAGAGGAAAGCGUGGAAGAAGAAGUGGAGGUCAAACAAGAGACACUUUCAGAGCUUCCUCAGCAGUCGGAGGUAGCUGCAGUAGCCCCUAUCUAUGCACAAGUGCGUAAAGUUAGGUGACCUGGGUUCCUGCGGUCUCCUUUACAAAAUAUGCAUUAUUGAAAUCAGGUGGACGGGACAAAGUAAGGAUGCCUCAAACUUUCAAUUAAUGUGGUUUACUUUUCAAAACACACUUAAGGUUGAUGCUUGUUUUACUUUUCUCAACUUUUGGGGGUUUGCCUAAGCUGAAAAUACACUAAGACAUUUUCUAGACCAUAAAGUCUGUGCCAAAACCUCUUAAAGUUUUAUGCCGUUCUUGUAAUAGGGCAAACAUUGGGAUCAUUUUUACGUUCUACAUGUAAUUAAAAAUCCCCACAAAAACUGACUACACGGACUGUCUAAUUUAA
This is a messenger RNA of Poecilia reticulata (guppy), 1989 nucleotides long. RefSeq names its product contactin-3-like. The record is from RefSeq and is a predicted model, not a curated record. Gene Ontology annotation, cellular component: membrane. NCBI's taxonomy places the organism in Eukaryota, Metazoa, Chordata, Actinopteri, Cyprinodontiformes, Poeciliidae.